Molecule: messenger RNA, 2454 nt
Organism: Spodoptera frugiperda (fall armyworm)
Lineage: Eukaryota; Metazoa; Arthropoda; Insecta; Lepidoptera; Noctuidae
Product: SPRY domain-containing SOCS box protein 3
Exons: 6
Coding region: 693-1640 (315 amino acids)
Biological process (GO): proteasome-mediated ubiquitin-dependent protein catabolic process
Cellular component (GO): SCF ubiquitin ligase complex
Molecular function (GO): protein binding
Source: RefSeq, a predicted model, not a curated record
AUUCAAUCAAUUGGGACAUUAAAAUCAGUGUAUAUUACAAAAAGUAGCGUUAUUGUAUCUUUAAUUUAAGAAUCGAUUUGAUUCAAUUUCCAGAAAAGAAAUCACCCUUUUUGAUAUUAAGUAAUUUACACUGUAGUUAUUUCAUGUUUUUAUAAAUAAACAUGAAUCAUUUUGCAUAUUUUGAAUUUCCCUCUGAGUUAAAAGUAAUUUCCGGAAAAUUCUACAUUAUUCGCUUCGUUCAAAAAUUACAUAAAAGUCAAAAAUAAAAAUCUAUUUAACACAAAUUAUAAUUGUAUUAUUGACACAUUUUAUUAUAAUUUUAUAGAUUAUUUAAGUACUAAAAUACAAGCUACAUGCAUUUUAUUGCAUUUUAACUUGAACAAGGAGCUACAAAGUUAUGCACCAAUUUUUGUGUUAUUGCACGAUUUUUGAACGACCAAAGUAUAUAAAUACCCCUCCUCCACCGCCAAACUGUCAAAAAUAAUCAAAUCAACUGACUAGUCGACGCGACGUAAAAUAACAGCAUUAAUAGUUUUUUUUUGCAUUGUAGUUGUAAUGUUUGUUGUGAUUCUGAAUUAAGUGUGUGAUUGCGCAAUAUUCUUAUAAAUAUUACAUGGAAAGUUGUGUAUUUGUGAUAAAUCACAGUGGAUUUCAAAUAUUUUGUCAGUGAAUCGUGAUUUUGUGACGACAAAAUGCUAUCAAGACUGAUUCAUAAUGAGAGGACUCCGAGGAAUGCGAAGCCCUAUUGUCGGUGCUGGAACGAGAACAGGCCUAGACUGUGGGAGAGCAAUGGAGGCUGUGCGUGUGGAGAGCAUGCUGACAUUAGCGAAUGGAGAUGGGAGAUGCCAGACAGCACAGGUACCAGUUGGGUGAUGAUGUGUCCCAACCAGAAGCAGGUGACCUUCCAUCCGUUCUACAGUUCCGGUACUGCUGCAGUCAAGGGUGACACCGCACUAGUCCGUGAUUACCACUACUAUUGGGAGAUCAAGAUGUUAACAGAGCCCUAUGGAACUGAUAUUAUGGUAGGCCUCGGUACAAACAAAGUGAACAUGGCGGAUUCUCUAUUCACAUUCACAUCGUUCCUGGGCCGGGACGGGGAGUCCUACGGGCUGUCAUACACCGGAGCCCUGCGACACAACGCCACCGUCACCAGGGAGAAUGUAGGCUUCUGCAAAGGCAGCAUUAUAGGCGUCAAAGUGGACCUCUGGCAGGGCACUCUGGAGUUUUACCUAAAUAGAAAGUCACAAGGCAUAGCAUUCUACAAUCUCCGCCGGCAUCAGGCGCUAUACCCCAUGAUAUGCUCAACCGCGGCGCAGUCCUCCAUGCGGCUGAUAUACGCGGCGUCCUGGCAGGCGUCCCUGCUGGUGGACGCUGCCAAGAUCCUGGCCGCGUCAGUCAACGGAGAGAAGUCGCUGUUCCUACCUCCAGGGCUGAAGCAUACUUUGAAGUCACAGUUCUGGCUGACACUGCCUAAUCAUAAAUGUAUCCUAGACGUAGACGACGCAACUCCUGACGUGAGCCCAACGUCUCCGACCAAGCCAGAGUCGAGUAUGCUUAGCGAGUUUUUCCCGAGUCCUUUCAUGAAUGGCUACUACGUGGACAAUGUGGAACGAGACUACAGAAUAGUCGUGUGGGAGUAGUUUCAAUUCUACAUGAAAUGUAUUUUGAAACAAAUCCUUCGAUCAUUAAGUCUUAUUUAUGAUCAAAGUCCAAAUUAGGUAAUAAUAUUUUUCAAGAUUUUUGCAAUGGUGUACGUGUUAGGGUUCUAUGGUAGUCUGUAGUAGAUAUAAAAAAAAAUACCUAUUUUAUCUGUGUUCAUAUACAAGUAUUGGAAGGUUCUUACUUUAUACGUAAUAGGAUAAGGUUAUACGAUGCAGUGACGGAUUAUGACGAACUUAAGAGGAUACAUGUGGUAAGCUACACUUUUUCCUACUAGACCCGUUUUUUUAAACAAUGGCGCUAUGGAUUUUUGUCCUGAGUCUUUAUUGGACGAAUCUGAAUGAUCAGAAGAAAGGUCAAAAUUAGCUCCAUCUGGUGAGCCUGCCAUUUGCUUCGCUCAAUAAUAAAGUAUUUCUUUUAUUUUCAAGUACAUAAGAUUACUAUUUCUUCUUUCUUUAUUUAUUUAUUUAUCUUAGCAUAUUAUAGAGAAUGUAAUGAAUUGUUAUUAUAACUAGUAAAUGUUUACGAGUACAAAUUUUCUCUUUUUCAAAUUAAUUAAUAAAUGCCCCAAUUUCGAUAUUUACUAAGUAUAUUUUAAGGAUAUAUUCCAGGUUUAAUACCUAAUAAUACUAUUAAAUAGACUAUAAUAUAAACGAACGUAUUUUAGAUAAGUAAAUUAUUAUAAUGAGUACAUUAUUAUACAAGUAAAAAUUUUAUCUUUUACCAUCUAUUUUAUAAGGGAUAUGGAAAAUAAAAUUAGUUUGUGUAUUUUGUAAAUAAAAUAUUAGAAAUAAA